UGGUUAAUAAAUGGACAGUGGUGACAUUUACUUGUACUGGCCCUCUAUUUAAGACAAAGAAUACAUGUGGAGAUUAACAGAAAGUUGGAGCUUUCAGACCAAAAACCUGAAAGGCCAAUCCAUUCACAAAAAUGUAUAAGUUGUGCGCACUGAUAGGAUUACUUUUUGUAAUAGAAGCAUGCUUGGCUCGACCGGGGUCAGCUCCUGAACGACGUGGUCCUCCGGCCAAACGUCCACGUGGACCCCCACCCAGACGUGGACCCCCACCACCCGCCAGAGUUCAACCUCCACCUCCCCCGAGAGGCAGGAGACCCCCUCCCCCACCACCACCACGUAGAAGACCACCACCACCACCACCAGCUUACAACUAUUAUGACUAUUAUCCUACAUCAGCGCCAUCUUACUUCUUACCCGACGAUUGUGAUUGUAAUACCGGUGAUUGUCCGCCAGGUACCAGAUACGAGGGCUCCUGUGGAGACGAUAAGAACUAUUGUUGUUAAUCCAUCCUUAUGUCAGGUUACCAGUUAUUACGUCCUUAAAAACUUUUUAUUAAAAGUUGGAAAGACGGGAGAUGAAGAAGAACACAAUAACAUGCGUGCGUGAACAAUCUGAGUACUUUCUACUGUAUAUCACUG
Messenger RNA from Saccostrea cuccullata (small rock oyster), 635 nucleotides. Its product is annotated as actin nucleation-promoting factor WASL-like. The record is from RefSeq and is a predicted model, not a curated record. The transcript is spliced from 4 exons. Lineage: Eukaryota; Metazoa; Mollusca; Bivalvia; Ostreida; Ostreidae. The coding region runs from base 132 to 500 and encodes 122 amino acids.